This is a messenger RNA of Saccoglossus kowalevskii, 1766 nucleotides long. RefSeq names its product ultra-long-chain fatty acid omega-hydroxylase-like. Lineage: Eukaryota; Metazoa; Hemichordata; Enteropneusta; Harrimaniidae. The record is from RefSeq and is a predicted model, not a curated record. Gene Ontology annotation, molecular function: oxidoreductase activity, acting on paired donors, with incorporation or reduction of molecular oxygen; heme binding; iron ion binding.
AUGGCGGACUACGGGCUUUUCGGACUUUUCAUAUCAAACGUAAAUGUUACUACGUUGUUUGGUCUGUUAUGGCCUACUUUUUUAUUAGCUAUAUGUAUCAAAGUUCUGGUUAGCGUAGUCCGACUAUUCCAAAAGCGCUGGCAAUUGGAGAAAGAACUGGCCUGUUUCCCGUCUUUGGAUGUUCCUAGGCACUGGCUUUUGGGUAACCUGUCAACUAUUAAGAAUAACGAAGAUACAUAUGCUGUGUUUCCUAGUUUAGUGAAAGACAUCGGACCAGUAUUCAUAUUGUGGUGUGGGCCAUUUCUUCCUCGUUUAAUUUGCAGACACCCUUCGUCGAUCAAGACAUUAACUGCCACAACAGAACCAAAGGAAGAGCUCGUCUACGGGUUUCUCCGGCCAUGGUUAGGUGAUGGUUUGUUAGUUAGUUCUGGUCCUAAAUGGUUUAGAAAUCGACGCUUACUGACACCAGGGUUUCAUUUUGAUAUUCUAAAACCCUAUGUCAAAAUAUUCAACGAGUGUGUUCAUACUAUGGCGAAUAAAUGGGAAUCGGUUUGCAGGUCGGCACCCGAUGGCGUGGUCUUAGAGAUGUUCGAGGACGUUAGCUUGAUGACACUUGAUACUUUACUAAAGUGCAUAUUCGGACAGGACAGCCACUGUCAAACUCAAAGAGAAAGAAACCCAUACAUCAAAUCGGUGUAUACGUUAUCGGCAUUGGUGAUAGAACGAGCUAGAUUCCCUCCGUAUUUCAACGACUUUAUAUACUAUAUCUCGCCGAGCGGAUUCAGAUUCCGUCGAGCAGCAAAAAUCCUACAUAACUAUUCCUCAAAGGUUAUCCAAGAUAGGAAGAUGGCUAUGAAAAUGGAGGAAAAAUCUGGGAUUAAGCGAACAAAGAAUUAUAUUGAUUUUCUGGAUAUAUUGCUCAAUGCCAGGGAUGAAAACGGUCAAGGUUUGGAAGAUAAAGAGAUCAGAGAUGAAGUAGAUACAUUCAUGUUUGAAGGACACGACACGACCGCUUCCGGAAUAUCAUGGAUAUUUUACAAUUUGGCAAGUCAUCCCGAACACCAGGAGAAAUGUCGCCGAGAAAUAGAUGAUAUAUUGGACAAGAAGGACACUGACGAGAUAGAAUGGGACGAUCUUCGCCGCAUUCCAUACACAACAAUGUGCAUCAAAGAAAGUUUACGUAUACGACCACCAGUGCCAGGGUUUUCUCGGCAACUCACUUCACCUUUGAACUUUGAUGGCAGAAUUGCUCCUGCAGGUUCGUUUGUGUCAGGGAGUGCCUUCCUUGUGCAUCAUAAUGCAGAUGUAUGGCCAAAUCCUACAAAGUAUGAUCCGCUACGAUUCCUACCAGAGAACACACGAGACAGAUCACCACAUGCCUUUAUUCCAUUUUCAGCAGGACCGAGGAACUGUAUUGGGCAAAAUUUUGCCAUGAAUGAAAUGAAAGUGGCGACAUGUAUAGUUCUUCGACAUUUUCAAUUAACCGUCGAUAAACAACGACCACCACGCCGGGUUAAUAACCUGGUAUCAAGAUCCGAAUCUGGCAUUCAUCUCAACAUCAAGAAACGAAACUAAAAAAAAUAUUCAGUCUGUUACAAAGAAAGAAUGUUAGUUACAAUCGUAUCAACACAUUUCAAACGACGCCUUUGUUUUACCAUAUACAACAUAGGCAUGUCCUAUCCAUGACGACUGAUGACACACAAGAACAGUAACAUCAAGAGGCAGUUUCAACACUGCAAUUUUUAAAAGGUUAUGAUAUUGUAUGU